Messenger RNA from Biomphalaria glabrata, 3465 nucleotides. Its product is annotated as cytochrome P450 2U1-like. Gene Ontology annotation, molecular function: heme binding; iron ion binding; oxidoreductase activity, acting on paired donors, with incorporation or reduction of molecular oxygen, reduced flavin or flavoprotein as one donor, and incorporation of one atom of oxygen. The transcript has 2 exons. NCBI's taxonomy places the organism in Eukaryota, Metazoa, Mollusca, Gastropoda, Planorbidae. Gene Ontology annotation, biological process: xenobiotic metabolic process. Gene Ontology annotation, cellular component: intracellular membrane-bounded organelle; cytoplasm. The record is from RefSeq and is a predicted model, not a curated record. The coding region runs from base 474 to 1976 and encodes 500 amino acids.
AGUUCAUUGGAUAGUGAUGAUAAUUUGAAAGAAACUGUUUCUAUACUUUAUAUUGUCUAGAUCUAGUUCAAAAUCAUGUAAUGCAUGCCAUUUGUUCACUUUUGAUUGACUCAUAAAAUGAAGCUUUGCUUAAAUGUGUUCGCUUUAGAAAAACGUAGAAUCUGUAUAGAUCUAGGGACGUGGUUACCCAGUAAUUAAACGUUUGCCUUCCAAACUGAGAGGUCGGUAAUCGGAUCUUUUUUUUUUUUUUUUUUGAAUGGCGUGAUUUUUAGGUAAACUGUAAUGUGUGCCAGGUUGGUUGCAGUGUUGACAAUAGUCUUCCACAGAAACAAAUGGAAAUGAUUAAAUAUCACCAGCCCCCAUGGAAUCGUACUCUAACUGUACAGCAUCCCCAACUAAUGCAAUGUCUGUGAAGGAAGACAUUUUUGAAACUUCUAUUUAAUGUGUAUUUUUAGUACUAAACAGGCCUUACAAUGAUCUACACAGUUCUGUCAUAUGUCAGUGAUACCACAUGCCUGGCUUUCAUUAUCAUAAUUUUGAUAGCGCUGUACUUCAGGUCAAGACAACCUACAAACUUACCCCCGUCUCCUGGAGCAGCUCUGCCAAUCAUUGGUCAUUUGUACAUGUUAGAGAAGAACCCAAGGAAGCAAUUCAAACAAUGGUCAGAGAAAUAUGGAGACGUCUUCACGCUACAAAUGGGACCUCAAAGAACUAUUUUUGUGAACACUUAUGAAGCCAUGAAAGAAGCUUUUAUUAAAAAGGGAGACUAUUUCUCAGACCGACAAAAUGAUAACUUCCUGGCAAAGCACAUACCGCAAUUCACGAACGGUGUCAUUUUAGCUUCGGGAGCUGACUGGAAAGCACAAAGAACAACAUCUUUAGCCAUUCUGAGAAAUUUCGGGAUGGGCAAAAAUAUUUUAGCUGAAAAAAUCACCGAGGAGAUAUCUUACUUCAUCAGAGAGCUGGCGAAAGCAAACGGAAAACCACGUGACAUCCGUUAUUUGACAAAUAUGAGUGUAUCUAAUGUGAUUUGUUCCAUUAUUUUUGGGAAACGUUUUCAUUAUGAUGAUCCGAAAUUCCAAAAGCAAAUAGAAUUGUUUACUGAAGUUGUUAAAACCAACACAGGAGUUUUACUUCUUAAUUUUUUUCCAAGUUUGUAUUAUCUUCCAUUUGAUCUCUUCAAAGGAAGACAAUUGAUGAAGCUCUAUUCAGAAGUACUAAGCCACACGUCUCAUAUGGUUGAGGAAAUACAGAAGUCCUACGAUCCGGAAAAUCUGGACAAUUAUAUUUUCGCCUAUAUUGAUGCAAUGAAAAAGGAAAAACUGUCAGGAGAGAGUUGCUAUUUGAGUGAGGUGAAUUUAGAACGCAACAUUGACAGUUUAUUUAUUGCUGGGUCAGAGACAACAAGUACUUCCAUUUUGUGGUGUCUGCUGUACAUGUUAAACUAUCCGGAAACCCAGAAGAACAUGUAUGAUGAACUAUUGGAGCAUGUAGGAACCGAACGUACGCCACAACUAGCAGACAAAUCAAAGCUGACCUACCUCACAGCUUUUAUAAUGGAAGUUCAAAGAAAGUCCAGCAUCGCUCCAAUAAGUUUUCCUCAUCUCUGUACCGAGAAUGUGACAUUGGCUGGAUACGCCAUUCCGAAAGGCACAUUGGUAAUGCCAAACAUUGAUGCUGUCCACGGAAGCAAAGAAAUCUGGGGCGAUCCUGACAACUUUCGGCCCCAACGAUUUCUCGAUGAGCAAAAGCGCAUUAUCAAGAGAGAAGAGUUCAUCCCCUUUUUUAUUGGCAGACGAAUUUGUCUUGGAGAAUCGUUGGCCACAAUGGAGUUGUUUUUAUUUCUGUCUACAUUGAUUCAGAAAUUUGAAUUUCUUCCAGCAUCCAGUGACAAAGUCCCACCUUUGUCUGAUACAUGGGGCUUAGUGUGCGCCCCUGAACCGUAUGAGAUUAGAUGCGUGGAAAGAACAAAAUGAAUUCAAUUUUUGUUCAAACGUUGACUUUCAAAGAAGCAUUGUGCAUGAAUCAUCUUAGUUACAGCGCUGCACAGAAUGUUGCUGAAGUCCCUGUGAUUAACAAGAAUCAGAACUAUGGGUAAAAGUUAAACGCUAGCUUUUUCUAACCUUUUUACGAUUUAUUUACUUAUUAAUACAUUGUAAUUAACAAAACUUUCGCGAAUAAUUUCUCACAUGUUCACAACAAUAAUUAAUUGCAUAGUUGCAAAUUUAAUUCUUAUGCAUUUGUUUUUUCAAAGCGUACUUGAUACCAGCGUGUGUCACAAAAUGAAAGUGUUUUGUUCAUUGAAUCUCCUAUAAAACGUAAUAGACGUACAACAGUAUAUCUGUUUUUAAAGAGAAAAAAGUAAAAGUUUAGUAAAGUAUUUUUAAAAAUGUACUUUUCUUCUUCCACUUUGUAGUUUUACUACGAGUAAAGUCGAAGACUCCUGAAGUCUAGGCCAAUGGAAGAAUUUUUGGGAAUUUCGUGCAAUAUUGACCUGGAAAGUAAAUUCAUGUUACGGCAUUCUACAUUAGUUUACGGACAUUAUUAAAAUAAAUAUACAAAAUCUGAAAUGCACUGUUAGGACAUUGAAGCCGGUUAAUAUUGAUAUUUGCAAGACAGAUUCCCCUGAUAAUCAAUUCGAUAUCUUAAAAAAAAUAAUAAUAAAAACAACAUGACGGAGCAUAUGCCUUUAAGUUUGAGCUUUGUAUGACGUAGACUGCUAACAAAAGAGCACAGCUAUUAGACAUUGGCGGUCGGGACUAAACAUUAUUCAUUCGGCAUUGUGAAGACCUUUAUUACUGUUGAAAAGAUCCAAUGAGCAAAGAACUAGAACAAAACAUCAAAUAGUUAAUAAGCGAAAUUAUAAAUUACUAUUAAAUUAGGACAUGCUAUGUGUUGGUGAUCACUGAAGUGAGGACUGCCAAAUGUUACAUAUUUAAACGCUUACUUUGGAACUAUUUCCUGUUUAAACUGGUUGCAAUACGCUUUAUAUAUAAAACAUAAGAGACUUCACUUUAUAUUCUAUUACUCCGAAAUGAAACAAUUCUCUCACCUGUAGAAGCUGUUUUUAGAUAUUGUAAAGUAUAAUAAAUACAUCUGAAUCAAGUUAACAUGACUAGUUAUUUUACUGUAUAACAUUUCUUUCAUGUUUGCCUUGUUUUUACAUUCAUUUUUUUCAUAUUUUUUAAAAAUAUAUUUUAAAAUAAAUGCAUGCAUUGUCUUUUAUACGGAUCUCGUGGCAAAGGGAACUAACCCAAGUGUUUGAUUAUUUGUGGACCUUGCACAAGAACAUUAAUAUGGCUAAACUAAAUCUAGAGAAACAAAAACUGAGUUAGCCCUCUUUGUUUACGGUUCAUGUCCAUUACAAUAAUUGUUACUCUUUAAUUUAUUUCUGUUUGUUAGAUAUUUUAUUUCAUUUGAAAAAAAAAUAAGGACAAUAAAACUAUUCAACAUCUUGAUAUUAAA